AUGCCAGCUGUAGUCCAGGGGCAGAUAGUGCCCCUUUUCCUGCCCCUGGACAGCGCCAGCAGUAGUUCUUGGGUGGAAAACGCCCUUUUCCAGCCCCUGGACAAUGCCAGCAGUAGUCCUGGGGCGGACAGCACCCUUUUCCUGCCCCUGAGCGGCACCAGCAGUAGUCCUGGGGCGGAUAGCGCCAUUCUCCUGCCCCUGGAAGGCGCCAGCAGUAGUCCUGGGGCGGAUAGCGCCCUUUUCCUGCCCCUGGAAGGCGCCAGCUGUAAUUUUGGGGCGGAUAGAGCCCUUUUAAUGCCCUUGGACGAUGCCAGCAGUAGUCCAGAGGCAGAUAGCACCCAUUUCCUACCCCUGGACAAUGCCAGCAGUAGUCCUGGGGCAGAUAGCGCCCUUUUCCUGCUCCUGGACGAUGCCAGCAGUAGCCCUGGGGCGGAUAGAGCUCUUUUCCUGUUCUUGGACGAUGCCACCAGUAGUCCUGGGGCGGAUAGCGCUCUUUUCCUGCCCCUGGAAUGCGCCAGGAGUAGUCCAGGGGCUGAUAGCGCCCUUUACCUGCCCCUGUACAAUGCCAGCAGUAGUCCUGGGGCAGAUAGCGCCCUUUUCCUGCACCUAGACUGCGCCAGCAAUAGUCCUGGGGCGGAUAGCGCCCUUUUCCUGUCCUUGAUCAAUGCCAGCAGUGGUUCUGGGGCGGAUAGCGCCCAUUUCCUUCCCCUGGAUAAUGCCAGCAGUAGUCCUGGAGUUUAUAUCGCCCUUUUCCUGCCCUGGACGGCGCCAGCAGUAGUGUUGGGGCGGAUAGCGCCCUUUUCCAGCCCUUGGACAAUGCCAGCAGUAGUCCUGGGGCGGAUAGCGCCCUACUCCUGCCCCUGGACGGCGCCAGCAGUAGUCCUGGGGCGGAUAGCGCCCUUUUCCAGCAAUUGGAUAAUGCCAGCAGUAGUCCUGGGGCGGAUAGCGCCCUACUUCUGCCCCUGGACUGCGACAGCAGUAAUCCUGGGGUGGAUAGAGCCCUUUUCCAGCACUUGGAUGACGCCAGCAGUGAUCCUGGGGCGGAUAGCGCCCCUUUUCCUGCCCCUGGACUGCGCCAGCAGUAGUCCUGGGGCAGAUAGCGCCCCUUUUCCUGCCCCUGGACGGCGCCAGCAGUAG
Messenger RNA from Procambarus clarkii (red swamp crayfish), 1137 nucleotides. RefSeq names its product mucin-4-like. The record is from RefSeq and is a predicted model, not a curated record. Lineage: Eukaryota; Metazoa; Arthropoda; Malacostraca; Decapoda; Cambaridae.